This is a messenger RNA of Nyctereutes procyonoides (raccoon dog), 3497 nucleotides long. It is a transcript of the gene UBXN8, whose product is annotated as UBX domain protein 8. The transcript has 11 exons. Gene Ontology annotation, cellular component: nucleus; endoplasmic reticulum. NCBI's taxonomy places the organism in Eukaryota, Metazoa, Chordata, Mammalia, Carnivora, Canidae. Gene Ontology annotation, molecular function: ubiquitin binding. The record is from RefSeq and is a predicted model, not a curated record. The coding region runs from base 644 to 1471 and encodes 275 amino acids.
AGGAGCUGGGCGCAGACGCGGCGACCCGACGCGGCCGUGGCAGGCGGUUGCGCGGCGGCAGCGCGGCUCCAGGCCUGCGGUUCCCGGCGCUGCGGGCUCCCGGCAGCGGCUCUGCAGGCCCCGGCCCCCGGCGCGCAGAUCUGAUCAGUUACGUGGUAUGCUUUCCGAGUGUUGAACCAGCCUUGCAUCCCUGGGAGAAAUCCCACCUGGUAAUGGUCUACUGGUCCACCUGCUGGCCAUACAAGUCUCUGGGUUUUCAACGAAGUGUGACCAGUUCUUCGGAAGAGCUUCCAGAGUCCAACUCGCCGCCGAGGGACGAGCGCUGCGGGCCCGGCCUCCCGGGUGCAGCCGCCAGCGCCCAAGCUCUGCUAUCUCACGUCUGGCCAGGGAGGGGGGCUGCCAGGCACGCCAUCUCUUCUGGACAUAAUGUGACGUGGGGAGAUGAUCUGCAUUUCUUCUGAUAUAAGGCUACAGGUUAUGAGUUCAAAAACAGGGGCUAUCGUAGUCGAACCAACCACCGGGCUUCAGGGUCUAGCCGACCCCGAAGACCGCCCCCUCACUAAGGGCUCCGUUCCUUACCGUCCAGAGGAAGGCGCAACCGGAAGAGGCGGGGCUCCCGCCCGGACGCGGCGCUCCCGCCACCAUGGCUUCUCGUGGGGUUGUUGGCAUUUUCCUCCUCUCUGCUCUCCCCAUCUUGUGUCUGGAGCUCCGGCGUGGGAGCCCUGAUCUAGGAGUUAAAGAUCUAAUUUUGCUGUGUGGUCGGAUUUUCUUACUGCUUGCUCUUCUUACUUUAAUUAUUUCUGUGACUACCUCAUGGCUUAAUUCAUUUAAAUCAUCUCAAGUAUAUCUGAAAGAAGAAGAAGAGAAGAAUGAGAAACGGCAAAAACUUGUCAGAAAAAAGCAACAAGAGGCACAAGGUGAAAAGGCCAGCAGAUACAUAGAGAAUGUUCUAAAACCUCACCAGGAAAUGAAAUUGAGAAAACUGGAAGAGCGCUUUUAUCAGAUGACGGGUGAAACCUGGAAGUUAAGCACCGGUCAUAAACUUGGGGGUGACGAAGAUUUGGGGCUUGAAAAUGAGAGCCAGACAUCUUUUGAAACAUCAAACAGAGAAGCAGCAAAGAGAAGGAACUUGCCUAAGCCUCUAACCAAAAUUUCACCAUCUGCUGAGCAGCCUACGCAGAAGGAGGUUCUUAAUCUACCUGAAGAACCUCCUGAAGCAGCUGAAGAAGUAGUUACUGUUGCUCUCCGAUGUCCAAGCGGGAAUGUCCUGAGAAGAAGAUUUUUGAAGUCUUGCAGUUCACAGGUCUUAUUUGACUGGAUGAAGAAAAUCGGGUACCACACAUCCCUAUACAGCCUUUCUACUUCCUUUCCCAGACGGCCUCUGGAAGUGGGGGGAGGCUGGUCACUGCAGGACAUAGGAAUAACCGUGGAUACUGUACUCAACGUGGAAGAGAGAGAGCAGAGCAGCUAAUUCAGAAAUGAGAACUACCUGUUCUACAUAAAAUCAGUUAUGCCAUGACCUUACAGGACAAUAAAGGAUUCACAUUGAAAUUACGCCAUUGGCUUGAUUCAGCUCAAGUAGAUAAACACUUUAAUGUUGAUAUCCUUGGGAACAUAGGGACAGAGGAUUAGAAAAGGAUUACUCUCUGUAUAUAAUAGUUUUUGGAAUGUGCCAUUUUACAGUAUACCAAAUGAAAACUAGAUAAAGAUGUAUUUGGUAAGCACUCAAAGAUUUGUAUUUUUCCUAGCCGACAUCAUCUAUCGCUGUGUUGAAAAACAAAGUCAUAUGACUCGGUUUUCUGCCUCUUUGGUCCACCUUGUCACACUGAACAUUUCAUAAUUCGGUCAAAUUCUCUAAUGCCUGUUAAGUAAGAAUGUUUGUUCUGCUGUAUUUCUAGAAAUUAAACCUUAAAAGACAUUUCAAAGGUCUUUAAUGCUCUAAAGUUCUUUUCGAUAAUCUGAUAAAGGGUUAGUAUCCAAAAUAUGUAAAGAACUUACACAACUCAAUACCCCAAAACCCCCAAAUAAUCCAAUUAAAAAUGGGCAGAAGGAAUCCCUGGGUGGCGCAGCGGUUUAGCGCCUGCCUUUGGCCCAGGGUGCGAUCCUGGAGACCCGGGAUCGAAUCCCACGUCGGGUUCCCAGUGCAUGGAGCCUGCUUCUCCCUCUGCCUGUGUCUCUGCCCCUCUCUCUCUGUGUGUGUGUGACUAUCAUAAAUAAAUAAAAAUUAAAAAAAUAUAUUAAAAAAAAAGAGCUUUAAAAAAAAAUGGGCAGAAGACAUGAACAGACAUUUCUCCAAAGAAGACAUCCUGAUGGCCAAUAAACACAUGAAAAGCUGCUCACCAUCACUCAUCAUCAGGGAAAUACAAAUCAAAACUACAAUGAGGUAUCACCUCAUACCUGUCAGAAUGUCUAGAACCAAAAACACAACAGGUGCUGGCAAGAAUGUGGAGAGGAGUCCUCUUGCACUCUUGGUGUGAAUGCAAACUGGUGCAGCCACUGUGGAAAACAGUAUGGAAGGAGGUUUCUCAAAACAUUAAAAAUAGAACUACCCUGUGAUCUAGUAAUUGCACUAUUAGGUAUUUACAAAAAAAAAAAAAAGAAUACAAGAAUACUAAUUCAAAGGGAUACAUGCACCCUUAUAUUUAUAGCAGCAUUAUUUACGAUAGCCAAGAUAUGGAAGCAGCCAAGUGUCCUGUCAGUUGAUGAAUGGAUAAAGAGGUGGGUACACACACUGGAAUAUGACUCAGCCAUAAAAAAGAACAAAAUCUUAUCAUUUGCAAUGACAUGGAUAGAGCUAGAGAGUAUAAUGCUAAGCAAAAUAAGUCAGAGAAAGAUAAAUACAUUAUUUCACUUGUGGAAUUUAAGAGGUAAAACAAGCAAAGGGAAAAAAACAGACUCAACUAUAGAGAAUAAACUGAUGAUUAUCAGAGGGGAGGUUGGGGGGAUGGAUGAACUAGGUGAUGGGGAUUAAUGAGGGCACUUACCCUUGUGAGUGCUGGGUGACUAAAAAAAAAAUGAAAAAAAGUUUUAGAAAAGUUUUUUGAUAAGUAUGUUAUACUGAAUUAAUUUUACUGAAUUGUUUACUGAAUUAAUGUCAAGAUUUAUUUAACUUCACCUUGCAUUAAAUUGGAACAUUCACAAGUUCCAGGAUCAGUAUUUUAAAAAUAAAACAAUGAAAACAUUAUAGGUAAAUUAAAUAUAUGUGUAUAUAUGUAUAUAUGUAUAUAUAUUAUAUUUAAAUCUGGUUAUUUCAUUUUCCUGCAGUGGUAUAUUCAUAUGCUAUAAUACCAAGUUCAGCUCACAAGUGUGGUCUAAAAAGCUCUUUGUUCUGGUCACUCCCUUUUUCUUAUGUUCUAUGUUAAGGGUCAGUUAAGUUGGGCAUCCCGGGCUGCUCAGCGGUUUAGCGCCACCUUCAGCCCAAGGUGUGAUCCUGGAGACCCGGGAUUGAGUCCCAUGUCAGGCUCCCUGCAUGGAGCCUGCUUCUCCCUCUGCCCGUA